AUGGCGAGUUGGUUCUUAGACCCAUGGGAGAUUAAGAACGAGGGAAAUUGGUAUAGGCGCAACGCCGGGGACUGUACGAAGGGAAGCCCCGACAGGAAGUAUUGCUAUAAGCCGUGGUUAGGGAAGGUACGAAUUCAGAACCCGAACCUAAAAUCCUGGUUAGACGAGGUGAGUGAGCAGUCCCAACAAGUAUGGAAGACGAGGCUGUUGGAGAAGCAAGUCGGGACAACGCGCAAAUGGAGAGAUAACACCGGACUGCCGAUGAAGUGGCCAGACUUGAUAGAUUGUGUGAUAAGGAAUGCAAUAGAAAGGGCACCAACAGACGCCAGUGAAGAGGACAACAAGGCUGAUGCAUGUUGGUCAAAGGGAUAUUGGAGGACUCUCGUUGAAAUAGACGGGGGCAAGACCACGUUGGACGAUAAUAACAGAGGCCAACAGUUAAUGGGUAUAAUAGGGUGUAUAAUAAUGGGACUGAAUAUCCAGGAGAAGGGUGGUAGGGACGAGGAGGUAAGGAAGUAUCUGGAGGAAUGUGGAGAGGUCAACAGUAUCUUGAGCUUCGGGCGAGACGUGACAGAAUAUAUAAGAACAGAAGACAUCGAAAGUCUCAAGAAGCUGAGUCAAAAUUGUAAAAAGAAGGGGGAGAAGUUUAAAUGUGAGGCGUCGUCGUGGUCUUUUCUCUUGAGUAUCCUCAUAGGUCUAGAUAGAUGUAUAGUUAACAGAGGGAGAUAUGAGUUAAGCCCCUGGAUGGAAGGGACGGCACUGAGUAGCAGUCAAAGCCGAUAUUUUACCAUCCCGCAGAAUAACACAAAAAUCAGGGUGGGUGACUCAAACUUAGACGAAAAGGCAAUAAAUAUAAAAGUAUCAAGCCAAGGAUGGCAACAGUAUAUCAGCCAGGAUCAUCAGAAGGCUGUCAAUGCCAAAGCCCAGAAGAGGAAAGAAAUAGAGGACAAGCUGACAGCCACGUUACCAGUGGAUUCGGGGGAAGAUGGGAAGGGUAGAGCCGAAAGCGCCGUGCCACGUCCCGCAGCAAGUAGUGUAGGCCUGACCCCCAAAGCAACAGAAGCUGAGAAGGACGAACCAGCACAGGGAGUAGCAUCCGCAACUGGGGGGGGGAAACCCCAAGGAAAUGAGAACGGGGUAGAAAGAGCAGCUAUAGCAGCUGCAAACGAGGGGGAGCACGAAACUGCCCCCACCUACUCCCAAGCAGGCGCAGAACCAAAGGGGGACGAGGGCGAGCUCAUUCUUGGAAAGUCAGGUAGUGAUCCCAAGUCACCAACAGGCCCAUCGGGCACAAGUGGAGGGGGGAGCGAAGUUAGUGGCGUCAUCGGGGACGAACUCCCCCCCGUCAACUCAGGGGGAGGCAAGGCUCGUGGGGGGACGCGGGAGUCAUCAACCACAACUGAUCCUGGGGCCACAAGUGGCGGAGUCGUAGGCGGCGCCAUAGGGGGACUAGUGGUAGCUUUAUUGGGAGCGGCAUCUAUAUAUGGGAUAUAUCGGAUAAGGGGGACUAAAAGGAAGCCUCAAAGAAGAGAAACGAGGCUGGAAGCGAAUAGAGUCGGGUAUGCAGGUUAUGCGUAUCACUGA
Messenger RNA from Plasmodium inui San Antonio 1, 1584 nucleotides. RefSeq lists its product as hypothetical. The coding region runs from base 1 to 1584 and encodes 527 amino acids. The transcript has a single exon. NCBI's taxonomy places the organism in Eukaryota, Apicomplexa, Aconoidasida, Haemosporida, Plasmodiidae. The record is from RefSeq and is a predicted model, not a curated record.